Molecule: messenger RNA, 1086 nt
Organism: Fusarium odoratissimum NRRL 54006
Lineage: Eukaryota; Fungi; Ascomycota; Sordariomycetes; Hypocreales; Nectriaceae
Exons: 2
Coding region: 264-887 (207 amino acids)
Source: RefSeq, a predicted model, not a curated record
CAACAAAUAAACAAAACAGUCCAGUCCAGUCCAGUUCAGUCCAACAGUGCAAAGUCGUGUGAGCUCUGGUUAACUUUUGGUUGAUCAGAUUACGGCAUAGCUGCUCCACCGAAACUCUCCGAAAACCGACCUAAAAAUCACAAGUGCCGUUAGUUACGGUGUCGGUCGCGGUCAGCGUGAGACCCACUCCUUCACCGAAGACAGUGGAGACAUUUCUCAAUUCUCAUCAACGACAAUCCUCAUACACUUACAAAACCACAAUUAUGGCUCCCAAGCAUCAAAACGAAGGCGGCGAUGCUGCUCCAGAGGCAAAGAAGCCCAAGCAUGGCUUCAGAGUCGGCCCAGAGAAUUUACCAGACGGUCCUUGGCGACGAAAAGUCACAAAGGUCAAGAAGGAGUUGAUUCACAAGGCAAAGGUCAAGAAGGCUUAUGCAAAGAUCAAAGCUCGUGAACAACAAAAUGCGCCAGCACCAAAGACGAGCGAGCCUGUCCAAGAUGAGGCUCCUGUAGAAGACACCAGCGAGGAGAAGCAACCUGAGGAAGAGGGCGAAGAGAUGCAUCCCACACGACAGCUCAUGCUUGCAGAUGAAGCCAAGGCACAGGAGAACUCCGUCGGUGAGCCCACUAGUGAUGGCAACAGACGGCGCACCAGACGACCAGGCUACUACGACAAGCAACUCGCCAAAGCAGCACAGCGCCAGGAGGAGGCUGAGAUGAAGCGGCGGGAGUUUGAGCGCAGACAGGAAGAGAGGGCGCAGAAGAUUGCUGAGAGGGAGAAGUUCAAGAAGGCCAUGGCUAAGACGAGGGAUCGUAAUGGAAACAAGAAGCUUGGCAGGGAGAGUUCUUUAUUGCUGGAUAAGGUCAGGAAGCUUGUUGCUGAGAAGUGAAAGCCGAUGUGAGGAACGGCUUAGCAAAGCAUGAAUUCUGCGUUGAGGGCGUUCAGAGGUUCUGUUAUCGGGUUAGACAAAAGUUGACACAAGUUUGAUACCAUAUGACCGCUAUAAUCGAAUCAAUCCAAGGUCAGAUAAUAACAAAUUUCGAAGUGCUUUUCUUGGUUCUGGCGCGGUAUGAUACAUGAUAGAGAGG